GUGAUUGUUUGUCUGCAGAUCUAAACACGAAUGAUAUUAAACUAUAUGUAUAAAAAAAAACAAUAUAUAACAAGUAUAAACUUUUAAAAAAACCAAAAAAUUCUAUUUUCUCAUCGUUUCAACUUUUACAUUUCGAAAUUGCAAAGUCAAAUAUUUUACAAACUCGUUUAAUUUUCUUUUCUAAUAGUAUUUUUAACUAUGAAUGGUUUGAAAAAGUUGCGUCAGACUUUAAGACGUAAUGGUAAUAAAUCACGUAGUAAUAAUAAACCAUUGAAUGAAGUGUACAUUUAUACUCCAUUACCCAACCAUAAAAAUGGAUACAUAAUCGAAUUUCGUCAUUCCGAUUCUUCCGAAAUAUAUUAUUACAAAUAUAAAGAAAUUGCUGGAGGUACUUUAACGAAAUAUGGUUAUUUAGUUUGCGAUCAUUAUAUUAGAAAUUAUGAUAAUAGUAAAUAUAAUAAAAAUGAUUUUAGCGAAGAAAUUGAUUACAAAACAUUAUUUAGCGUUAAUAGCGAUGAUAAAGAAUGUAUAUUUUAUCAGACUGUUGCUGAUAAGGAACAAAUUGCUUUAGAAAAACGUUGGAUGAAUGAAUUAAGAGAAAAAGGAAAAUUGCACAUUUCUGCUUAUGAUGACGAUGGGGAAUGGUCUACUUUAAUGCAACAUAAUAACGAUUUUAUUAUAUCCGACAACAUACAACGCAGAAGACUGGAUGAAAUUUUAAAUAAAAUUGAUUUAAAUAAUAAUGACAUACCAACACGUACAUUGCCUCCAUUAUCAAUUCACCAAUUGUCAAAUAAUAAUAAUUCUUCAGUGAAAGAAAAUGUUGAAAAUGUUGAAAAUUAUAAUAAUUAUUAUGAAUUUUAUACUCCUCCUCUUUCUCCUAAAACUCCUCCUUCUUCUCCAACAGAAAAUUUUGCAAAUAUCACUCAAAAAAGUUUAUUAAACAUGAAUAUUAGACAACGUGAUAAAAAUAAGGGCAAGAAAUAUCAAGAGGAGCAACAACAACCCAAAGAAAAGGUUAAAAAAUUAAUUCAUUUAACUCAGCCUAAAUUUAGGAAAACUCCGAUGGUAUAUACUUAUGAUCCUGAAGAUGCUUUAGAAUAUAAAGAUUGUAGAUGUGAUUAUUGUUUAAUUGAUGAUUAUUAUGAGUAAAUAAUUUGUAAAUUAAAUAUUUGUUUCUGUAUUGAUAAAAAUCAUGUUAAUAGUUAUUUAUUUGAAAAAAAAGUUUGUUAAAUAUCUUAAUCUUUU
Molecule: messenger RNA, 1248 nt
Organism: Rhizophagus irregularis DAOM 181602=DAOM 197198
Lineage: Eukaryota; Fungi; Glomeromycota; Glomeromycetes; Glomerales; Glomeraceae
Source: RefSeq, a predicted model, not a curated record